CAUUGAGUUUUUCAAUUGAUUUUAGUUAAAUUUAUAUGAACCCUACAUUGUGAUAAUUCUUUUAUGCUAUGAGAAAUGAGAAGAGUAUGAAUGUUUAUUUGUUGUUUUGGAUGUGUUGAUUCAGAGAUAUACCAAUAAGAGAAGGAAAAAUGAGUCGAGCUAAUGCAGCUGGUGCCAAGGGAAAGAAGAAAGGUGCCACCUUCACCAUUGACUGUGCUAAUCCAGUUGAAGACAAGAUCAUGGACAUUGCCUCCCUUGAGAAGUUUCUUCAAGAGAGGAUCAAGGUCGGUGGCAAAGCCGGCGCACUUGGUGAUUCUGUCACCGUUACCAGGGAGAAAUCCAAGAUCACUGUUACCUCUGACAGCAAUUUCUCCAAAAGGUAUUUGAAGUACCUGACAAAGAAGUAUUUGAAAAAGCAUUAUGUCAAUAGCUUGAAUUUGAAUAUAAACUGAGUUGUAUUCUUCUGUAGAAGGAAAAAUUUAGAUGCAGAUACAUGGAAGUGAAAAUAGCAGGACUUUCAAAGUUAUGGAUACAUCAACAUACAAAUAUAUAAAAAAAGGAUUUUUAUUUUAUUUUAUGUGAAAAUUC
This is a messenger RNA of Vicia villosa (hairy vetch), 588 nucleotides long. Its product is annotated as large ribosomal subunit protein eL22y-like. The record is from RefSeq and is a predicted model, not a curated record. The transcript is spliced from 3 exons. Gene Ontology annotation, molecular function: structural constituent of ribosome; RNA binding. Gene Ontology annotation, cellular component: ribosome. Gene Ontology annotation, biological process: cytoplasmic translation. Bases 150 to 452 code for a protein of 100 amino acids. NCBI's taxonomy places the organism in Eukaryota, Viridiplantae, Streptophyta, Magnoliopsida, Fabales, Fabaceae.